Messenger RNA from Monomorium pharaonis (pharaoh ant), 568 nucleotides. RefSeq names its product UDP-glycosyltransferase UGT5-like. Gene Ontology annotation, molecular function: UDP-glycosyltransferase activity. The transcript has 3 exons. Lineage: Eukaryota; Metazoa; Arthropoda; Insecta; Hymenoptera; Formicidae. The record is from RefSeq and is a predicted model, not a curated record. Bases 1 to 525 code for a protein of 174 amino acids.
AUGUCGAAACUAUUAUCGAUUUUACUAAUAGAGCCUUUAGUAUCAACUAGUCAUCAUAUCUGGACGGUAAAUUUGAUUAAAGGACUGCUUCGUAAAGGUCAUCAUAUACACGAAGUGAGCAUUGAUCAUGAUAUCAAUGUCGAAGCUCAUAAAAAUGUAAAAGCACUUUGGACACACGGUGGUCUUCUCAGCACGCAGGAAGCCAUUUGGAAAGGUAUACCAUCAAUCGUAAUGCUUUUUUUUAUGGAUCAAAAAUUCAAUGCACAAAUGUUAGUAGCUAAAGGCGUUGGUAUAUAUUUGGAUAUUAAAACUUUGUCCAUGCAAACUAUAAUACACGCAAUUGAAGAAAUAAUUUACAAUGAAAGUUAUACGAGAAACAUGAAACAAUUAUCCAGCGAAUUUCGGGAUCGUCCAAUACCGCCGUUAGAUUUAGCUAUUUGGAGCAUCGAAUACUCUGUUCGUCAUCCAAAUGGAAGUUUAGCAACACCUCUUAUAGAUCUCAGAACUGGAUGGAACAAAAUCUAAUCGACGUUUAUGCAUUUUUAUUUUUUAAUAUUAUUAUAAUAUU